AUGGAGCAAAAACCAAAUAAUUCUGCUUCGAAAUUUUUGAAACUUUUUGAGAAAGCAAAAGCUAACAUUUCCGCUUUUUGCUUCUUCGCCACAACCUCCAGCAAUAGCAGUUCUGAAUUACCUUCCUAUGUAAAACGAAGAUUAGAAUUAGGAGGAAUGAGGGUCCUUAUCUUAGGAUGUGGAACGGGAACCUGGUUAUUGGAAAUGGCUGAGAAAUAUCACGAAUCAACCUUCUUCAGGUUAGAUGAUUCAUCAGACUUUCCCGGUGGUGAAUCAUCACAUCUACAAAACGCGGGGGUUAAGAGAUGUGAUUUUCUAUGUGGAAUCCCGUUCCACAACUCGACCUUUGAUCUGGUCCUCGAUUUCGUGGAUAGAUCCAUGCUUUCGGGUUUUCAAAAUGAACAUCUUUUUUCUGAGGUUGUUCGUGUUUUGAAACCUGAUGGUUUCUUGGAAAAAAUGGAGGAUAAGUAA
Funneliformis geosporum is the source of this 471-nucleotide messenger RNA. Lineage: Eukaryota; Fungi; Glomeromycota; Glomeromycetes; Glomerales; Glomeraceae. The record is from the annotation of a GenBank genome assembly.